CGCCGAUAAAAAGAGUUGAAAUUUCUCUGUCCGGAGCUGAAAACAUUUUUUUUUUUGUUUUAAUUUUCAAUUUUUUGCUGCGGGCAUCCCGUGUUUGUUGUGAGCGGGUAUCCCGGAGAGUCGAGGAGAAUGUUAAAGCAAGAGCCGGUCAGCACCCCGCCCGAGUGUCCGGCGCCGCGUCUCCCCGGCUACCGUUGCUACGAGACGGCCAGGCCCGCGGAUACCGGCCUCAAACCGGGCCCGGAGGCCGAGCCGACGGGAUUACCGGCCGGGGUGCCGGGGGCGGGCUGAGGAUGGAGGGCGACACGGACGAGCAGGUGACCCGGGGCCUGAGGCAGCAGUUCCAGACCCUGCAGGAGCAGCAGCAGAAGAGGCUGGAGAAGAUACUGCUGGCCGGCAAGAAGCAGCAGGUCGCCAGGCAGGCCGCGCCGGACCAGCAGGAUGAUCUGAACCUGCAACUGGUGGCUGCCCAGCCGGCUAGCACUGACAUCAGCAGCGGCUUGUUGGAAAAUGAGAAUGAACAGUUGCAGGAACAGAUCCUGGAACUGAGGAAUGAGAACGGCCGGCUCUACAAGCUCCUCAGUGAGAGGGAUCUCGAAAUCAAAUACCUGAAGAGAAAAAGGGAGGAAGAUCGGCUUGCCCUGGCAGGGACUGCUGGCAUGUCAAGUGACGUAGCUGCAACUAAAAUUGUUGAGCUGUCAAAGAGGAAUCGUGAGCUGACUGUUGAGAAUGAGAGCCAUAAAUCAAAGAUCAAGCAACUGAGCAACAAACUACAAGAGGUGGAAAAGGAGCUUCAGGAUGCUCGGAGAGGUAGCCCGAUGCUCAGCAACAAUGAAGGGACUGGACACAACAACAAAAAGUCAUCUCCCAGGAUACAGAAUGAAUCACUGUCCGACAGCCUUGAUAUGAAAACUCUUCAGGAGAAACUUUCAGCAGCCAACCUGAAACUAGUUGAACUGCGGAACCAAGUACUGAGUGUUAAACAAGAGUUAAAAGUAGCACACAAGGUUUUGGCUAACGAAGUGGGGGAUGAAGUGAACAUACAACACUUGCUGAAUAACAAGGGCUCUUGGCGUGGCCGAGCCCAGCAGAUCCUCACCUUGCAGAGAAAGAUCAGAGAUUUGGAGAGUCAAAUAGGGUCAAAUACCCAUAAGGAGCAAUUGGCUGAACACAGUGUUGAAGAAGAAAUGCUUGGUGUUUCGGGGUUCCGGCGUCCUUCAAACCAGGAAAAAAACGUUGCGUACAUUCGAGCUUUGGAGAAAGAAAGAAAAAAGGCUUCAGAAAAAAUGACUAGUGACUAUGAGAAGCUGAAGAAAGAUCAUGAGGACCUCAAGAGUAAAUUUGAUGGAUCGAAAGCAAGAAACAAGGUUCUAUCCACUGAGCUGAAAACUUUAAAGAGUCAAGUGGUAACACUUCUCAAAAAGGGGAAGCACGAUGAUGAAUUUGUUGACAUAUUGCUGAAACAGCAGAAGCAAAUGCAGGAAAUUCUUGCUCAUGUGAGUGAACAACAGUCAAACAGCAAGCAUAACGUGAGCCAGCCACUGAACAGUGAAGUCCAGAAGCAAGACUCGCUGAUUAGAGAGCUAAAACAGGUGGUUAGUGAGAGGGAAGCCAAGGUGAAGGAACUUGAGGAAGAGAUCAGACAGCUAAUCCUAAAGCAACAGCCAGAGACGGAAGUGUCAGCUGAUCAGACAGCAGUAACUCCCACACAGUGCCGUCCUUCCUCAGCACCGCUGGACCCGAACAGUGCACACGCAAUUCAGGAUCCUCUGACGGCCAAUGCUGAACUCACAGGAAGGCCAUUUUCUGCUUGCUCGGUAUCCAAAAUGGGUCAUACCUUGAUUGAAUCAGCUGGCACACAGCUUUGCUCCGGAAGUGCUACAGGAUGGACAGCCAGUGUGAAUGGGAUCGAUGUGAAAGCUCUACAGUUACAGUGCACAGAGUUCAAGGCUCUUUACCAAGCUGCAGAGGUAGAAAGGGACAAACUAGCAGAACUAGUUACCAUCCUGCAGAAGAGGUUAAAAGAGAGCAACGACAAGGUACUGGAGACUGAGCAGAAGCUUCAAGAACAGCGACGGUGGUCUGUAACCUUAGAGCAACAACUUGGAAAAGCCAAACUGGAUGUGGGAAGGAAGCAUGAUGUCAACAAGUUUGCUAAUAAGAACAAGACAAGUUUGUCCAACACUGCCAGCCGUCUGUGUGGCAGUGGUGACCUGUCUCCAGGGAAACCUUCAGCCUUAAGUUUGGAGGCACAACUUGAAGAACUGAAUACACGACUCGCCAUACAGAUAGACGAGAAUGAGGCCUUAAAGACAGGCUUGCACAGCACUUUAAAGGCCAAAGAAGAGGAUCUGAAAUUGUAUCAUGACAUGUUGAGCCAAGUGAAGCAAGUCUUCCUACAAGCUCUUCGACAGCAUAAAGAAAAGAAUUAACUCCACUACUUCAAAUGAACCAUGAUGUUGGUUUGGAGGUGACUAAAACAUCUUGCAUCUAAGAACUAGCAGUGAAAAGAGGAAAGACCAAAGCCAAUUCAGUAACAUGUCACUGAAAAGCAACGAGUACAGAUGCUGGAAAUCUGAUAUCAACCUGACUACUGAGUAUCUCUGACAUUUUCUUUUUUUUACUUUUGUAGCAGAUUAGUUUGGACUGUUGCUGACUAGACUGGGCUAAUUGGGUAUUAUAUACAGAUAUUUAGCUUGCUUUUUUCUUUUAUAUUUCAAAUUAAUUAGCAGUUGAAAUCAUGCAAAAGAGGUCUGCCAUUAAAAACGUCUGUGCAUUUCUCCUGUUACAGUAUCUGACUCUCUCCAGGAUGCCUUAUAACGUUUUUGUUUUGUUACAUAGGCAAAAAGCAUUUUUUCCCCAAACGUUAACUGAUCAAACCAGUGGCACGGAGAAUGCAGCAAAAAGAAACCACACACCUGCAUGAGGAAAGGCUGAUACAACAGAUUCUAAGAACAACAUACAUCAAAGUUGCUGGUGAACGCAGCAGGCCAAGCAGCAUCUAU
Messenger RNA from Mobula hypostoma (lesser devil ray), 3005 nucleotides. It is a transcript of the gene ccdc13, whose product is annotated as coiled-coil domain containing 13. Gene Ontology annotation, cellular component: centriolar satellite. NCBI's taxonomy places the organism in Eukaryota, Metazoa, Chordata, Chondrichthyes, Myliobatiformes, Myliobatidae. The transcript is spliced from 15 exons. Bases 294 to 2432 code for a protein of 712 amino acids. Gene Ontology annotation, biological process: non-motile cilium assembly; cytoplasmic microtubule organization. The record is from RefSeq and is a predicted model, not a curated record.